Penicillium cataractarum is the source of this 1560-nucleotide messenger RNA. RefSeq lists its product as uncharacterized. Bases 1 to 1560 code for a protein of 519 amino acids. The record is from RefSeq and is a predicted model, not a curated record. Gene Ontology annotation, molecular function: transmembrane transporter activity. Gene Ontology annotation, biological process: transmembrane transport. The transcript is spliced from 5 exons. NCBI's taxonomy places the organism in Eukaryota, Fungi, Ascomycota, Eurotiomycetes, Eurotiales, Aspergillaceae. Gene Ontology annotation, cellular component: membrane.
AUGGUGACUAGCUUGGCAGCAACUAACGACAAGACUUCCAUCGCCGAAAUUGAGAUCGCGAAGCAUGACCGGGCCCCUGUUCAUUCUACGGUAGCUCAUUAUGUACCGGCUACCGAGGAAGAAAAAGCCUUAGACAGAAGAGUCAACCUGAAAUUUGACCUCUGCAUUAUUCUAUUUCUCUCUUUAGGAUUCAUUCUUUUGGGCAUUGAUAAGACAAAUAUUGGAUAUGUUGCGACCAGCACAUUUGUCAAAGAUGCGAAUCUGAAGCCUAAUGACAUUUCAAAUUCGUUGUCCUUAUUCUCUGCUACAUAUGUCCCUCUCCAACCUAUAUCAAGCAUAAUAGGUCGCCGAGUGGGAGCGAAAUGGUGGAUUUCAGCUUUGAUGAUUGCCUGGGGAAGCAUCUGUAUUGCACACAUCGCUAUUAGAAGCCCCUCGACCUUUUACGCGCUGCGUCUACUCCUCGGAGUCGCGGAAGCAGGCUUCACACCAACUGCUUAUUAUUACAUGUCAACAUUUUACCCCAAGUUCUCAUUGGGAUUCCGUAUGGGGAUGUUUUCAGGCAUGUAUGCAGUAGCGGGUGCAUUUGCUGGCCUUCUCGCGUACGGCCUUCUUCAUCUGGAGACAUCAUCCCUCCGAGGAUGGCAGAUGCUGUUCCUUGUAGAGGGUGUCAUAACGGUUGCCGUGGCCUUGGUUGCUCUUACAAUAUUACCGACAGAUAUCUCCAAAGCUUGGUUCCUGACGGAAGUCGAGAAAGGACACGCGUUACGUCGAAUGGAGAGAGAUCUCCAGACGGGCUUUGAUUCGGGAAUCGGGAAUGGUGUUGACAGUGAUGGCGACCUAUAUACCGCAAAGGAUGAUCAGCCAAUCACUUUGCGAGAUGUAAAGGACGUUUUCAUGGAUUGGAAGAAGUUGUUGAUCAUUGUGUUCAAUAUUCUCAGUGUGCUGCCUGUUACGGCUUUUACCACUUUUCUACCUCUUGUUGUCCAAGGCAUGGGUUAUGAAGGCAUCGAGGCAACGCUUAUGUCUGUUCCACCAUUCGUUGUGGGAACAGUUGGCUUGAUGGCUAUCGUCUAUUCAUCAGACCAUUUCAAAGAGCGCAGCCUUCAUACUUGCUUUGGCAUGGCACUUGGUCUGAUUGGAUGCGUGGUUAUGGCAACUUCAUCAGAUCCACGACUGAGAUAUGGUUUUGCUCAUGUUUGUCUGUCCGGGGUAUUUGCCGGGGGCCCUUUGAUCGCAGUAUGGCUGGCAGGCAACACACCAGGAAAAGAAGCGAGGGCGAUUAUCCUCGGCCUAAAUGGCUGGUCGAAUAUUGCUGGUGUGAUUGCCGGACAACUGUUCAAGCACUCCUACGCGCCUUCGUAUCACUACCCGUUAAUUGUAACAAUGAUCCUGAUUGCUGUCGGCAUGGUCGGAUUCUGCGGCGUGCGAGGACUCUACAUGUUGGAGAACCGACGUAGGCGCAAGGAAAUUGCGGGCUGGGACGAAGCUCGAUUUGCGAUGGAAGAGUCAAGCACGGAAAGAAGGGGUGACCAACGUCACAUGUGGAUCUACAGCUAUUAG